Molecule: messenger RNA, 617 nt
Organism: Etheostoma spectabile (orangethroat darter)
Lineage: Eukaryota; Metazoa; Chordata; Actinopteri; Perciformes; Percidae
Product: microfibril-associated glycoprotein 4-like
Exons: 4
Coding region: 1-546 (181 amino acids)
Biological process (GO): blood coagulation, common pathway; fibrinolysis; platelet aggregation
Cellular component (GO): fibrinogen complex
Molecular function (GO): protein-macromolecule adaptor activity; extracellular matrix structural constituent
Source: RefSeq, a predicted model, not a curated record
AUGGACUCUGUCGGAGGACGGUGGACGGUGUUCCAGACCAGGAUGGACGGCUCAGUGAACUUCUUCCGGGGCUGGGACCAGUACAAGACCGGCUUUGGGAACGCUGCUGGAGAGUACUGGCUCGGUCUUGAGAACCUCUACCAGUUGACUCUGAACCGCCCGUCCGAGCUGCUGGUCCAGAUGGAGGACUUCCAGGGAAACAGAGCGUUCGCUCGGUACAAGUCCUUCUCCGUGGGGCCGUGUGAUGGGUUCAUACUGACGGUGUCUGGCUUCGUCAACGGAGGAGCAGGAGACUCCCUGACUGGUCAUCACAACGGAAUGAAGUUCUCCACCUUCGACAAAGACCAGGACGCCUCUUCAGCGAACUGUGCCAGAUUACACCUGGGGGGGUUCUGGUACAACAACUGUCUCCAUGCAAAUCCCAACGGUGUCUAUUGCUGGGGGGCUUACGAGACUCUCUCUGCUGUUGGAUUGGAUUGGACCACCUGGAAAGGUUUUAACUACUCCCUGAAGUUCAUCAGCAUGAUGGUCCGUCCCGUGCUGUAGGUCUCCAGGACCAAUGUCCAGCAGAACAUCACCUCAUCUCUUCUCAUCUCUUUCUCUUUCUUUCAUUAAGC